AUGAGCUCACGUCGAGCUCGAUCACUUGAUGGACCCAGAGGUCGAAUCGACCUCAUGAGCAACUGGGGAGCUGGAGAAGAAGAUGUACUACCUAAUGGUUCAUUUCUUUUCGGAGCCCAACUAAAGGGGAAGAUAGUCAAAUUCCGCCGCCGUACACGACGGCGACACUGUACUAUGACCGCCGCCUCCCUCCGCCUACACCGAUCCCUCCUGCACCGACUCGACCAAUCUCUCUCCGUCGUCCCUCAUAUAACUUCCGUCCUCCAAUCCCUAGACCCCCAAAACCCUAAAACCCACCAAAACCCCGACCCUUCAAUCCUCAAUCACUUCUCUCCUCACCUAACCCCUGAUUUAGUGAUCGACGUCGUCAAGAGCCAAACGAAUCCUUACCAUGCUCUCUUCUUCUUUACCUGGGCCUCGGGCCCCGUCGCGCACCCCAACAGCUAUCGCCUCCCCCACUUCUGCUACAUCGCCAUCACCGACAAACUCCUCUCGCACAAGCUCUUCUCCUUAGCAGCCGAUUUGCUGAAAACCCACGACAGAUUCUCGGAUUUCAUGGUGGGUAAGUUUAUCAAGGCCCACGGCGAUUUGGGCCACCUGAAAUGGUCUGUGAAGCUUUUCCGGCAAGUUAAAACUGGGGAUUUUGACGGCUGCCUGUUUUCUCUCAACUCUCUUUUAGGCGUCUUGGUGAAGGCUCAUAAGGUGGGUACUGCUUGGGGGUACUUUGGGCAGGUUGUGAUAAAAAUGGGCCUUGUUAAACCCGAUGUCUCGACUUACACGACCAUGAUCAGGGGCUUUUGCCAAACGGGCAUGAUCGGGGAUGCAGAGAAACUGUUUGACGAAAUGACUGUUGGGAAAAACUCCAUAGCUUACAACGUCAUGCUCGACGGGCUCUGCAAGAAGGGGCUGGUGGAAAAAGCCCGAAAAGUUCUCGACCGCAUGGCCCAGGACGAGUCCUGCUCGCCCAAUACCGUAUCGUACACGACGCUGAUCGAUGGGUACUUCAAGAGACGGGAGUUUGAAAAUGCAUUGAAUUGCUUUGAUGAGAUGAUGAGUGUGGGUAGUUGCGAGCCUAAUGUGUUGACGUACAAUGCUCUGAUAAACGGGCUCUGUUUGAACGGGCUCGUGGACGAAGCUAAAAAAAUGAUGUGCAAAAUGAGGCUGGGUGGACUAAGGGAGAGUAUUGCAGCCCACACGAGCUUGCUAAAGGGAUAUUGUAUCGCGAAUAGAUCGACAGAAGCUAUACAACACUUUAGAGAAAUGUUGGAUCUCGGUAUGAUUCUCGAUGAGAAAUCGUACACCGUGAUCGUGAAGGAGUACUGCAAGCUCGGGCGGCUUGAUGAAGCCGUCGAGAUUUCACGGGAAAUGAGGGCGAAAGGGAUCGUGCCCGGCACGGCCAGCUUGAACGCGGUUUUGAGGAGUUACGUGAGAGAGUUCGACAAGGCGAUUAAUUUCUUGAAAAGGAUGACCUGUCCGAAUUUCAUAUCUUAUUCGGAGGUGAUAAUCGGGCUCGUGCGGGCCGGGGGGAGUAUGAAGGACGUGGAUAUGCUCGUGGGCGAGAUGGUCCGUGAUGGGUAUGGGCUUGAUACGACAAUGUAUGGGUUGUUGAUCGAAGGCUAUUGUCGAGAGGGGGAUACGAUGAAGGCGACUAGUGUUUUUGAGGAGAUGAUUGGAAAGGGGUUUGUAAUUAGGAAGGAUUGUUUGGCGGUUUUGGUGAAGGAGUUGCGGUCGAGGGGUUUGUUGAGUGAGGUGGAAAGUGUGUUUGGCUUGUUGAGGAGUAGUUGCGGGGCUUGUGAUGUGGAAGCUUAUGAAAGUGUGUUGAACUAG
Messenger RNA from Striga hermonthica, 1827 nucleotides. NCBI's taxonomy places the organism in Eukaryota, Viridiplantae, Streptophyta, Magnoliopsida, Lamiales, Orobanchaceae. The record is from the annotation of a GenBank genome assembly.